This is a messenger RNA of Dovyalis caffra, 249 nucleotides long. Lineage: Eukaryota; Viridiplantae; Streptophyta; Magnoliopsida; Malpighiales; Salicaceae. The record is from the annotation of a GenBank genome assembly.
AUGGGAUCUAGUGGCAAUCGAAAAUCUACUAUUGAAAAACUAUACACAUUGCUCGUGGACAAGUUUGAGGUUCUGGAUCUCAUGGGUCCCAUGACUCUUUCUCCACAUUACACUGGCACUACAACCUCAGAAAUACGCAAUGCACAAAUUGUGAAUCCCCAAAAGUACCAAUACGGCUGUUUGGAAGUCAUUCCAGUAGAACACUUGAACUCAAAGCUUAAAGUGACCAACCAUAGAUUAGGAGACUAG